AUGGUUCUGUGUGAUCCAGGUGAGGCCUUCCUGGUCCCUGCCCCCUUUAGUUCCUGCCUGUACAGGAAGGUUGAGUUGAUUCCUGUCCACCUGGAGAGUGACAUCACUGUUACCAACACCCAUCCUUUCCAGCUCACUGUGAACAACUUAGAGGAAGCCCUGCUUGAAGCCAGGCUUGAGCAGAAAAAGGUCCAAGGCCUUGUACUAAUCAACCUUCAGAAUCCUGUGGGUGACAUCUACUCUCCAAACUUGCUAAUGGAAUACCUGGAAUUUGCCAGGAGGUAUGACCUACAUGUGAUCAUAGAUGAGAUUUACAUGCUCGCUGUGUUUGAUGCAUCCAUCACAUUCCACAGUGUCCUGAGCAUGAAAACUUUGCCUGAUCACAAUAGGACCCAUGUGAUCUGGGACGCCAGUAAGGAUUUUGGCAUCUCUGGCUUCCUCUUUGGUGCUCUGUACACCCACAACAAGGAGGUGGCCUCUGCUGUGAUCACCUUCGACUACCUCCAUAGUAUAUCUGGCAUCGCCCAGCACAAGGUGUGUCAGCUGCUCCAGAACACAGAAUGGGUUGACAAAGUGUACCUGCCCACCAAUUGUUACCAGCUCUGGGAAGCUCACAAGUACAUCACUGCCAAGCUGAAGGCAUUGGGGAUCCCCUUUCACAACUGCAGCUCUGGCCUCUAUGUCUGGAUCAACUUGAAAAAGAACCUGGAUCCCUGUACAUCUGAAGAAGAACAGCUCCUCUCACAAGCUCCUGUUAUCCUGUGGCAAAGCUUACAUGCAUAA
Messenger RNA from Callithrix jacchus (white-tufted-ear marmoset), 783 nucleotides. Its product is annotated as putative inactive 1-aminocyclopropane-1-carboxylate synthase-like protein 2. NCBI's taxonomy places the organism in Eukaryota, Metazoa, Chordata, Mammalia, Primates, Cebidae. The record is from RefSeq and is a predicted model, not a curated record. Gene Ontology annotation, molecular function: pyridoxal phosphate binding; transaminase activity. Gene Ontology annotation, biological process: amino acid metabolic process; biosynthetic process.